AUGGCAACACUUAAACCAUGCGACUGCUUUUUGAUUGCUUUGUUUUUUUGCGCAGUCCAGUGCACCACCACCAGGUAUUUCACCUAUGAGGAAGAUGCGCCGGGGACAGAAAUAGGAAACCUGUCCAGAGAUUUGAAGAUCGACCCAGCUGAUGGUCAUGACACCUCUUUCCGCUUCAUGCAAGCGAACAACUCGUCUGUGGUGCACAUGAGGGAGGCCGACGGGCUGCUGAGUGUUACGGAGCUCAUCGACCGGGAGCUCCUUUGUCCAAACGGCGUCCCGCGGUGCUUUCUCACCUUUGAUGUGGUGGCUCUCUCCAGGGACAAGUACCAGCUCAUCCAUGUGGAGAUCGAAGUGCGGGACAUCAAUGAUCACGCACCCGUGUUCGCACGGAACGAAACCUACUUGGAGAUUGUAGAAAACGAGCCCCUAGACACCCGCUUCCCGCUGCCCCUCGCCGUGGACCAGGAUGUGGGUGACAACUACAUCCAGAGCUACAACAUCUCCCCCAGCAGCCACUUCACCGUAGAGGUGCAUCAGAGGGAGGACGGGGUUAAGAUCGCAGGGCUGGUUCUGGUGAGAGAGCUGGACCGGGAGAUGGAAGACUCCUAUGUGGUGGAGGUGACCGCCACCGAUGGAGGCGUGCCCGCUAAGUCCGGAUCCAUGACGGUUCACAUCAAGGUGCUUGACUUCAACGACAACGGGCCUACCUUUGAGCACGGCUCCCUGAAGGUGGAGCUCAACGAGGACUCCCCGGUGGGUCACCGGGUGAUCAGAGUGCACGCCUUCGAUCCGGAUGAGGGCAUCAACGGCGAGGUGAUGUACGCUUUUGACGCCAUCUCACUAGAGGCGGCACGCGUCUUUCACAUCGACCCCCACACGGGGGACGUGACCCUGAGAGCCCAGGUGGACUUUGAAAGGAAGCGGUCCUACGAGCUCCUCGUCAAAGCGUCAGAUUUAAGCGCCAAGCCCGCCUCGUCCAGCUGCAAGAUCUCCAUGGAGGUGCUCGACGUGAACGACAACGCGCCUGAAAUCAGCAUUAAGCCCAUGACCACCAGCGCGGACGCCGUGGCCUACAUCACUGAAGCGGCCGCAGCAGAGAGCUUCGUGGCUCUCAUCAGCACCACAGACAAGGACUCUGGCUCCAAUGGGUAUGUGCGCGUUAACCUGCUCGGCCAUGAGCAUUUCACCCUGCAGCAAGCCUACGGGGAGACCUUCAUGAUAGUCACCACGUCCACUUUGGAUAGGGAGAGAAUCCCUGAGUACAACCUGACUGUCGUCGCAGAAGAUUUGGGCAGCCCUCCUUUUAAAACCGUGAGACAGUACACCAUCAGGGUGACCGAUGAGAACGACAACACCCCUCUGUUCAGUAAGUCCGUGUACGAAGUGUCCGUCAUAGAGAACAACAUCCCUGGGUCUUACGUCACCACCGUCGUGGCUCGUGAUCCAGACGUGGGCAAGAACGGCAAAGUCUCCUACAAGCUUUUAGACUCUGAGGUGCCAGGAGGGUCACCGGUGUCCACCUACGUCUCAGUGGACCCCCAAACCGGCUCUUUGUACACCGUCAGGUCUUUUGACUAUGAGAGGAUUCAGGAAGUGGAGCUGGUCAUCCAAGCUGAAGACAAAGGCGUCCCCUCGCUGUCCAGCACCUCAACAAUCAAGAUCCGAGUCGUAGACCAGAACGACAACUACCCCUACUUCACCUUCCCAGUCCUCUUUAAUGACUCUGCCGACAUCCCGUUGCCUUUGAACGCCCCUUCGUUCUAUCUGGCCUUGCGUCUCUCUGCUGAAGACAUGGACGAGGGUGUGAACAGCAAACUGUCAUACCACAUGCUUCAAGGCGACGACACGCUUUUUACCGUCAACAAAGACACAGGAGAGAUCGCCCUCAAGCAGUGGUUGACGUCCCAAAUCGGGGACACCCUGGAGCUGGUCGUGGCCGUGAGUGACCACGGACGCUCACCCCUCUCCAGCAGCGCCACCGUGCGCUUCGUGGUCACCGACACAGAGCCCUCCCAGGACCAGGCGGUGGUGGUGUUGCGUUCAGGGGGUGACAAAGAAGGCCUCGUGACAAGGUUGGACGGGUCACUGGUUGUCAUCAUCCUGCUCAGCGGGGGGUGCGCUCUGCUGCUGGUCGCCAUUGUUGCUGUUGUCAUCACAUGCCGAGUGGGGCGAAGCAGCGGAGGGGUCUCCAAAAGGGAGGCACGGCACAGUUUGUUUGAGGGCAGGCCGCCCUUGGGCUCGGCGCAUGGCAACAUUUACACCGGCCAGGGAGGCUUCUUCCUGGAGAGGACGUCCUCUAGUUUGGAGGACCCCUGCUUGUAUGAAGAAAGGAGCAACGACUCUGAAUCAAAGAUGUUCCUGCCCUCAAAGCACUUCCAAACAUCUGCAUGGCACGGCGACAAAUACUGCUUGCAAGUGGGCGGCAUCGGCCCCACGGACCAACUGAGCGUGAAGGACAGCGGCAAGGGCGACAGCGACUUCAAUGACUCUGACUCUGACAUCAGCGGCGAGGGAGGAAAAAGGAGCUUCAGCACCUUUCACCCAAGACAAAAAAGUUCAUCCAGCACUACUCACAGCUUAGCGGGGGAUUGUCAAGGCACCUACUGUGCGAUACCGCCCCAGUGCUUCCGGACCCCCGGAGACUUGGCGUACACAAUUGGCUUCUCCCCGGCGACACUUUUCAACGAUCUGCACGGCUAUGCCCACUCUUGGAAGGACUCCUCCUACACUAUCAAUCCUCAGAAAUCACAGAGCGCCGUACAUACCUUCUGCGGUAGAACCCUCCCGCCUUACCUCCCCCAGUCUCGCAGUGGGACUCCAGUCCAGAAGCAGAGUCCAAAUAUUGUCACGGUAGCCACAGGGUCAGAGGUUGCUACCAUGUUUUAAAGCGCAACCUCAUGUAAAGUGUACAUUUUUGUAAAAAAGUGUUGUAUAUAUUUGUAUUUACACCCGUCUGCUAUAUUUUACUUUGACUUAUUUCCCCUAAUAA
Molecule: messenger RNA, 2992 nt
Organism: Entelurus aequoreus (snake pipefish)
Lineage: Eukaryota; Metazoa; Chordata; Actinopteri; Syngnathiformes; Syngnathidae
Product: protocadherin-8-like
Exons: 4
Coding region: 1-2889 (962 amino acids)
Biological process (GO): homophilic cell-cell adhesion
Cellular component (GO): plasma membrane
Molecular function (GO): calcium ion binding
Source: RefSeq, a predicted model, not a curated record